UGAUCAACCGACCACGUUCAAUCUUCAGCGUCCGACCUUUUCCAGCCACCUGAUUGCGUCGCAUGCAAUUUCAACCCAAGCCUGCAAUGGCCGUUGCCGGGCUGCGACUGUUUUGAAAUUCGAAGCUUCUUCUGCAGUCUCUGCUUUCCUCACACACGCCUUUGACAAUAGCUUUGCAUCGAACCAUUUUCAAUUCCGAUGGCGUCUCUGCGUUCUCAACAAAACUCUAAUCCCUUUUCAGUUCCCAUCUUCAAUCUUCUUUCUGGCAUUUGAUCGAACACCGGAAAUGCCAAGUGUAGCCGUGAAGCUCUACAGCGUGCUCUUCAGAUUCCUUCUGAAGCGCAAGUUACAGACCCUAGCUCAAUCUUCGCUCCCAUCGAACUCCUUCGGAGUCACUUCACGCCCCGAAGAAGCAGCCGCCGCCGCCAUCCCUUCCUUCUCCGACGGCGUCGCCACAAAGGAUAUCCACAUCGAUCCCUCAACCUCUCUCUCCCUCCGUAUCUUCCUCCCCGACACCGUUCUCGUUAGGGUUUCACCGAAUUCUGCUUCGGUUGAUUCGAGUCGAGGUCUUCAAGCCUUGAAUUUGGGGAUUUUGGGGCGGGAUCAUGGGAUGUACGGAGGCUAUUCUCCGCCGAUGGAGAAUCGCAACCUGGUGUGCCGGAAACUGCCGGUGAUUUUGCAAUUUCACGGGGGAGGGUUUGUUAGUGGGAGCAACGAUUCGGCGGCGAAUGAUUCGUUCUGCAGAAGAAUAGCGAAGCUGUGCGAUGUGAUUGUUGUGGCGGUUGGGUAUAGACUUGCGCCGGAGAGCCGGUACCCUGCGGCAUUUGAGGAUGGGCUGAAGGCGUUGAAUUGGUUGGGAAAGCAAGCAAAUUUGGCGGAGUGUAAUAAGUCGAUUAGGAAUGUUCAUCAGUACAUGAUUGACGGGUUUGGGGCAUCUAUGGUUGAACCUUGGUUGGCUGCUCAUGGAGAUCCUUCCAGGUGUGUUCUACUUGGAGUAAGCUGUGGUGCAAACAUUGCCGACUAUGUAGCUCGAAAGGCUGUGGAGGUAGGCAAGCUCUUAGAUCCUGUUAAGGUGGUGGCACAAGUGCUAAUGUACCCUUUCUUCAUUGGAAGUGUUCCCAUGAAAUCUGAGAUUAAGCUAGCGAACUCCUACUUCUAUGACAAGGCUAUGUGCAUGCUUGCUUGGAAGCUCUUCCUACCCAGGGAAGACUUUAGCUUAGACCACCCGGCAACCAACCCUCUUAUCCCUGGGAGAGAACCUCAAGUACCCUUGAAGUGCAUGCCCCCAACCCUAACAGUUGUGGCAGAGUAUGAUUGGAUGAGGGACCGGGCCAUUGCUUACUCAGAGGAACUAAGGAAGGCCAAUUUGGAUGCACCCCUUCUUGAGUACAAGGAUGCCGUGCAUGAGUUCGCUACGCUUGAUGUCCUCCUCAAAACGCCACAGGCCCAAGCCUGUGCAGAAGACAUUGCCAUCUGGGUCAAGAAGUAUAUAUCACUCCGAGGCCAUGAAUUUUCUUACUGAAUAGGCUAGAAAAAGGAUCGAGUGUAUAGAGAAGGAAAAAAUGGCAGUUUACAGUUGCAAGAGCAUCAAUUUUGUGUAGUGUAACCGAGGAAAGUGAGAUUUGUGCGACUCCCAUGCACUGGGAUGUAUUUGAAGGCAAAAAGGUCAGGGUUUUGUGAAUAUAGCUUGUACUCAUGUAUUAUUUUUGUUCUCUCAUCCUUUUCCAUGUAUUCUCUUCUUUUUGUUUGUAAAUUAUAAAUGUUGUCCCCAGUUGGUUCCAGUUUUUCUUCCCCAUUUUUAUCGCUAAGCUAGGUUCCAGUUGAAUUGGGAGAUGUAUGUUCCUCCUUUAAAGCAUCUGGAAGUAUUCAUUUAUUCAUUUUAAUAGAAUUAUAGUGUUGAGAUGUAUUAUAUGUUACAUUUUUAAUCUUUGUUCUUCUUCCA
Messenger RNA from Malania oleifera, 1942 nucleotides. Its product is annotated as probable carboxylesterase 11. The record is from RefSeq and is a predicted model, not a curated record. Gene Ontology annotation, molecular function: hydrolase activity. Bases 287 to 1522 code for a protein of 411 amino acids. The transcript is spliced from 2 exons. Lineage: Eukaryota; Viridiplantae; Streptophyta; Magnoliopsida; Santalales; Ximeniaceae.